Colletotrichum karsti is the source of this 2718-nucleotide messenger RNA. Its product is annotated as udp- transferase. Gene Ontology annotation, biological process: carbohydrate metabolic process. The record is from RefSeq and is a predicted model, not a curated record. Lineage: Eukaryota; Fungi; Ascomycota; Sordariomycetes; Glomerellales; Glomerellaceae. Gene Ontology annotation, molecular function: UDP-glycosyltransferase activity; hexosyltransferase activity. Bases 1 to 2718 code for a protein of 905 amino acids. The transcript has 3 exons.
AUGAAGUCGAAUGGACCCGGACACAUCCAGCUCCACGGCGAACGCUCAGAGACGGCGACCUCCGGCAACGUCGGGAACGAUGGAAGAGUGAAGGUGCGGUUCCACGCCAAUCCGCAGAAGCUCGCGAAAUGGUACCAGGAUUUUCAAGGCGCAUUCGCGGCCGGGCCGAAUGGCGAUGAGAACGAGGAAUUGGAAGAGACACUGCAGAGAAGACGCACCAGCGUGGUGCUGGAGAAUCUGAGACUGGAUCCGCCGGCGAGGAGUCCUCGACUCAAUAUCGCGAUCCACAUCGUCGGAUCCCGCGGAGACAUUCAGCCUUUCAUCCCGAUCGCCCAGCUUCUCAUGAAACCACCAUUCGGCCACCGCGUACGAAUAUGUACGCACCCGGUGUUUAAGGACUUUGUCGAGUCCAAUGGCGUGGAAUUCUUCAGUAUCGGGGGUGAUCCGGAGGCACUCAUGGCCUAUAUGGUGAAGAAUCCGGGGUUGUUGCCGAGUAGGGAGAGCGUCAAAGCCGGUGACAUCAGCCAGAGGAGAAAAGAGAUGGCAGAGAUCAUUGACGGGUGUUGGAGGAGUUGCAUUGAAGCUGGAGAUGGUAUGGGAGACCGAGUCACGGCAGCUACCGUGAAGAAUCCCGACGACCUGUUCGUCGCCGACGCCAUCAUUGCGAAUCCUCCGUCUAUGGCACACAUUCAUUGUGCGGAAAAGCUGGGGAUUCCUUUGCAUAUAGUUUUCACCAUGCCAUGGUGUCCGACGCAAGCAUUUCAUCAUCCUUUGGCAUCGAUGAGCUAUGGAGAAGCUGACACCAGUCCUGCGAACUAUCUAUCCUUUAUUAUGAUGGAACUUCUAACUUGGCAAGGACUGGGCGACUUGAUCAACAAAUUCCGCACUCAAGUCCUGGGACUCGACUCUAUAUCUCCAAUGUGGGGAUGUCAACUACUCCCAAGACUCCGAGUGCCCUUCACGUUCCUCUGGUCGGAGUCCCUGAUCCCCAAACCGGCAGACUGGGAUUCUCACAUCAACAUCACCGGCUUUUCCUUCCUCUCACUAGCCGACAAGUACACGCCACCGCCAGACUUGACAAAGUUUCUCGAAGCCAGCCCACCGCCUAUCUACAUCGGCUUCGGGUCCAUCGUCGUCGAUGACCCAAAAGCUCUGACGCAACUCAUCUUCGACGCCGUGAAGUUAGCUGGGGUCCGCGCCAUCGUAUCCAAAGGCUGGGGCGGGGUUGGAGGCGGCGACAAUGUCCCCGAGAACAUCUACCUCAUCGGUAACUGUCCUCACGACUGGCUGUUCAAGCGUGUCUCAGCUGUGGUUCAUCACGGCGGUGCUGGGACGUCUGCAGCAGGCAUUGCGGCCGGAAGACCAACUGUGGUAGUCCCGUUCUUCGGAGACCAGCCGUUCUGGGGCCAGAUGAUUGCUCGAGCUGGCGCAGGUCCAAUGCCGGUGCCGUUCAAGGAGAUGACUGCCGAGACUCUCGCAUCCAGUAUUGUGUUCGCGCUGAAGCCGGAGGUACAGUUUGCCGUGCAACAGAUGGCUGAACGUAUCGCGCAGGAGGAUGGGGCCGGCGAGACAGCCAAGGACAUUCAGGAACGAUUAGCUCUGGAUGGCAUGCGUUGCGACAUUUGCCCUGAACGCUUGGCCACAUGGCGGCACAAGAAGACCGGGGCGCAUCUCAGCAGCUUUGCGGUGGGCUGCUUAGUCGACAAGGGCCUGAUCAAGCCUCACGAUUUCAAGUUGCUGAGACACAAACAUUGGUAUGUUGAUGAAGGAGCUGAGCAUCCUAUCAUUGGUCUCGUGGCCGCUGUCUCUGGCUUCUUCACUUCGAUCGGCAUAGCGACGUCAGACUACAAGAAGCGUUUACACGCCCGGCCCGAAACAAACCAAGACACGACAAAGAAGGACGAUGAAGCGCGGAAAGAAAGAGAAAAGUCGGUUGGCCAAGGGACGGAUACGACAAGCGACCAACAGCCUGACAUUUGCAACGACCCUGAGUCUGGAAAGGGCCAGCUUGGCGGUGUUAUGCGACAAAACACGUUGACGCCGGAACAAAUGAACGCAAUUGCUUUGAAGAUGGCGUCAAAGUCCUUACGGAACGCGGAUCCACGGGCAGAGGUAUCGAUGUUGGAAGACGUGCCCGAGGGUAGACGCAAAUCCUCGGUUGUGUCUUAUCAAAAGCGGCAGCGUAGCAGGGCAAAAGAAGUCACUCGCGCAACAGGGCGCUACGGUGUCGAGGUUGCGAAGGCAGGCCUCAAAGCACCGGUUGCGGUGUUCUACAACAUGGCGAAUGGCUUCCACAACUAUCCCUCAUAUGGAACCUUCAGCCAUGAGGUCCGAAGAAGGGACGAGAUUACAGGUCUCGGAAGUGGUCUUCGGACCGCAGGGAAGGAAGUUGCUCUGGGAACCUGGGAGGCGUUUCGGGAUAUUGUAGUGAGGCCUUAUGACGGCGCCAAGAAGGAGGGCAUCAAAGGCUUCGGGAAGGGGCUGUGGCAAGGUCGACGUGGGUUUACGUACAAUCUUUUUGCUGCUUUGUUUGGAUUACCCGGAUACACUCUGAAAGGCAUAGAAAAAGAGCUGUCGAAACAUCGCCUGACGAAGCUCAAGGCGGAGGUGUUGCUCAUUCGGUUGAGGCAAGGCAUUCAUGAAUUUCGCAGGGCUUCGGCAGAAGAAAAAGCCGAAGUGAUAGAACGGUGGAACAAAUUUCGAUCUGGACAUGCUUGA